GUGAAACGGAUCUGAAAGUGUUGUGGAGAGCUGCAGCACAGUCAGAGAGGUUCUGCUGCCUCGGGUUUGUUCUGCGGGUCGUUUAGAUUCGCUCCUCAUCGUCGUCUUCCUCCCACCAUGUCGGUUCUGCCUGUGCGGGUCAGAACUCUCCAGCGGGUCUGGAGGUUGAAGGGACUCGUCGUCCUGGUCUGCAGCCCGUUCCUCCUGCUGCCGCUGGCUUUCAGCACCACGGAGGCGGCCUGCGCCUACGUCAUCGCCCUGAUGGCGGUGUACUGGUGCACGGAGGUGUUACCGCUGGCGGUGACGGCGCUGCUCCCCACCAUCCUGUUCCCGGCGCUCGGCAUCAUGGAGUCCAAAGACGUGUGCAUGCAGUACCUGAAGGACACCAACAUGCUGUUUGUGGGGGGGCUGAUGGUGGCCGUGGCCGUGGAACACUGGAACCUCCACAAACGGAUCGCGCUCAGAGUUCUGGUGCUGGUGGGAGUCCAGCCUGCCCUACUCAUGCUGGGGUUCAUGGGAGUGACGGCCUUCCUGUCGAUGUGGAUCAGCAACACCGCCACCACCGCCAUGAUGGUCCCCAUCGUGCAGGCCGUCCUCCAACAGCUCCAUGGCAACAGUGAGAAGGUCCAUGAUGCCGUGGAGCUGGUGAAGGUCCCGAGCAGGACCGGAGCCGUGCAGCCGGAGCGUCAGCAGAAAAGCAGCCGCAUGCAGCAAAGCGUCGCCCCAAACGUCCUGAACAGAGAUCUGAACCCAACAACGGACCCCCGUAAAUCAGAGGCAGUCAUCCACCCAGAGGACAUCCGGUCCCCCGGGACGGAGGUGAAGCCUCUGACAGCCAAUCAGGAGGUCCUCAGACCGCCUCCAGUGGUCGUGACGGUGGAGAAGAUCGUCGCUGGACCUCACAUGGACCUGGAGGAGCUGACUGAUGAGGAAGAGCAGGAGAGGAAGAGGAUGAGCAAAGGUCUUCUGCUCUCUGUGUGCUACGCCGCCAGCAUCGGAGGCAUCGCCACCUUGACAGGAACCGGGCCCAACCUGGUUCUGAUUGGACAGAUGAGCCAACUCUUUCCUCAGAACGGCGACGUGAUCAACUUUGCUUCAUGGUUUGUGUUCGCCUUCCCCACCAUGGUGCUGAUGCUGACGCUGGCCUGGUUCUGGCUGCAGUUCCUCUACAUCGGCUGCAACCUGAAGAGGACGUGGGGCUGUGGCUCCGCCCGGUCCCAGAGGGACAACGCCGCCUACGCCGUCAUCAGGGAGGAGCUCAGGCAGAUGGGAACCAUGAGCUACGGUGAGAUCAGCGUCCUGGCUCUCUUCUCCCUCAUGGUGGUGCUGUGGUUUACAAGGGACCCGCGCUUCAUGGACGGCUGGGCCACCCAUGUCUUCAACGCCAAGGCAGAGUUCGUCACUGACGCCACCGUCUCGCUCUUCGUCGCCGUCCUACUCUUCGUUCUCCCCUCUGAGCCGCCGCGCUACCUCUGCUUCUGGAGACGCUCCCACUGCGAGGGCCAGCAGCCCCCAGGCCCCGCCCCCCCGCUGCUCACCUGGCAGGUGACUCAGCAGAAGAUGCCCUGGAACAUCGUGUUCCUGCUGGGAGGAGGAUUCGCUCUGGCUAAAGGCAGCGAGGAGUCGGGUCUUUCCCGCUGGCUCGGCGCUCAGAUGACGCCGCUCCACUCCAUCCCUCCGUGGGCCAUCGCCAUCAUCCUCUGCCUCCUCAUCGCCACCUUCACAGAGUGCGCCAGCAACGUGGCCACGGCCACGCUCUUCCUGCCCAUCCUCGCCUCCAUGUCUCAGUCCAUCAGCCUGAACCCGCUCUACGUCAUGAUCCCCUGCACCCUCAGCGCCUCCUUCGCCUUCAUGCUGCCGGUGGCCACGCCCCCCAACGCCAUCGUCUUCUCCUCCGGUUUCCUCAAAGUGUCUGACAUGGCUAAAACCGGCGUGGUGAUGAACAUCAUCGGGAUCGGCUGUAUCACCCUGGCCAUCAACAGCUGGGGCCGCGUCUUGUUUUCUCUGGACUCUUUCCCCUCCUGGGCCAACAGCACCGCCGCGGUGUAGAACCCACAACCUCCUGCCAGCCUGAGCCUCUAGAAGCAAAGUUCUCCAGAGACUUUUGAUUAAUCCAGAAAGUUCUAGAGAGAAGUCGUUACCUAUUCUUGUUAAAUGCGAGGGCCACAACUACAUGGAGGUCAUUGCAGCUGCACUUCCUGACAUGGAAAACAGAAUCUAGUCUCUUGAAGUCUCUUCUCAUAGCAGCCAUCGUUUUAUUUUAUGCUGCUGGGAACAGAAAAACAUUUUCCCUAAAACAUUUUAUUUUAGGGAAAUAAUAAACUUUCUAUCAGGAAAACGAGGAAAAUCCUUGAUUUUAUGCAAGUCUUAAACAAUAGAACAACUUUUCAGUCUGCAGUGGAGCUUCUCUCUUUUAGUAACUAUAAGUGCAUAUAAGUAUAUAAGUAUAUAUUUCAGUGGAUUAGUUAUUGGAUUAUGUACAUAUGUAACUUGCAGAGUUUUCUACCAUCUUGGAGUCAACGGUUUUAUUUUUGAUCUGUAAAUAAACAUGUGACUAAAUUCAGGUCA
Messenger RNA from Fundulus heteroclitus (mummichog), 2568 nucleotides. RefSeq names its product solute carrier family 13 member 5. Gene Ontology annotation, biological process: monoatomic anion transmembrane transport; citrate transport. The transcript has 13 exons. Lineage: Eukaryota; Metazoa; Chordata; Actinopteri; Cyprinodontiformes; Fundulidae. Bases 118 to 2049 code for a protein of 643 amino acids. Gene Ontology annotation, cellular component: membrane. The record is from RefSeq and is a predicted model, not a curated record. Gene Ontology annotation, molecular function: sodium:dicarboxylate symporter activity; succinate transmembrane transporter activity; citrate transmembrane transporter activity.